AUGUGUGAUUCUGCAUCCGGGAACCAGGGGGAAACGAAAUUUUACUCCAUUCAUGAGGGGGACGACGGUGAUUUUGAGGAGGUUACAACUGACAGUAAAGUGGAAGAUUUGUGCAGAGAUGUUCUAGCUGGUGGCAGGCUCCUGGUGAUCGAUGGUGAUUGGGAAGAAAGGGAUUCAGAGUACGACCAAGAUGAAUCUCAGAAUGAGUAUGAUGAUGUAGCUGAUGGUAAUGAUGGUAAAGCAGAGGUUGUUAAUCAUGAAGCGUCUACAUCUGUUGCAGGAGCGACAAAGCUGUCCAAGUCAGUCACUAGAGCUGAAGAUAAAGAUAAGGGUUUAGUCUUUCAUCCAGAGGACAUGAAUAAUCCACCCCUAAAAUGUGGAUUGACCUUUAGUUCUCGGGAAGAAUGGCAUAAUAGGAGAAAGUGCCCCUCAAGGACAGUAUCACAAGUAACACAAAAUGAACCAGCUGAUGAGGUUGAGCAUAAUGUGGAGAAAACCCACAUGCUGGUUAAGAGAAAGCUUAUUGAUGAAACUAGCAUUCAGGAGGAUGUUAUUGAACGAAGCAUCUUGCAGGGGGGAAAAACCCUAAAAACAGACAAAUUGAAGAAAAACGAGAACAUGAGUGUAUCUCAGCCCCUAGUAAUUAUGGAAAGUGUCCACAUUACAAAGGAGAUUAGCAAGGCCAAACAAAAGAUUUUAUCCCAGUCAAUAAAUGAUAAUAUCAAAGGGAAACAAAUUCUGUCACAGCCCGAAAAAAUUCCUAAAACUGUCAGAAAGACAAAGGAGAAUAGCAAGGGAAAUGAGCCCCAACAAAGUCAAAAAAGGGCUGCAAGUGAUGAACCAAACGUAAUGAUAUUAGGUAAUUUGCCCGUUCCACAAGUAAAAACACUACGGGGUAGGACAAUAAAUGUUCCUGCGCAUGAUCAGGCUACAAAGAAGAAAAAGAAAGGAAAGUUGAGCGCAAAUUGUGGCUAUAAGCUAAUUGAUGAACCAAUUGGUGAGCCAAAUGCUGAUACUCAACUACUGGCGGAUACAAAAAAAGACUUCCAAGGCAGAGCUAAUGCUGAGUCUAAUAUGGCCAAACAACUUGAAAAUCUGAAGGAACCAAAUGGGAAGAUUCAUUGGGGCUCAAACAGAACUACUGACUACAUCACUGAACAGACAGCUAUUGUUGUUGCUAGAGGCAAUGAGUUUUAUGCGAAGUAUGGGUUCAAACUCCCUUCUUCAGCAGCAGAUGGUAUGUUUACGAGUGGUUCUAAUCAGGUCAAAAUAGAUGCAGAAAUGACAGCUAAUCUCAUUGCAUUAACCAAUGACUUGCAUGAUAUCUUUAAAGACUUGGGUAAGGCAAACACAUCGAGGUGCAACCUAUGA
This is a messenger RNA of Oldenlandia corymbosa var. corymbosa, 1371 nucleotides long. Lineage: Eukaryota; Viridiplantae; Streptophyta; Magnoliopsida; Gentianales; Rubiaceae. The record is from the annotation of a GenBank genome assembly.